Molecule: messenger RNA, 5873 nt
Organism: Anopheles moucheti
Lineage: Eukaryota; Metazoa; Arthropoda; Insecta; Diptera; Culicidae
Gene: pnut
Product: septin-7
Exons: 11
Coding region: 315-2447 (710 amino acids)
Biological process (GO): cilium assembly; cytoskeleton-dependent cytokinesis
Cellular component (GO): septin complex; cell division site; microtubule cytoskeleton
Molecular function (GO): molecular adaptor activity; GTP binding; GTPase activity
Source: RefSeq, a predicted model, not a curated record
AGUGGCGCUGCGUUUCGGUUCAAAGGGAGAGAAGACGAAUCUGUAGGCGUGUGUGAAUUGUGUGGAAAAACCGCGUGUUUGCUUGCGUCCCGAACGAAAUCCACUGCUGAACGUGACCAUUUCCGUGUGUGCGCGUAAAUUCCAGCCCGCAGUGUGCGUUCUGUCCGACGGGAAAGAAUGUUUCCAGCAUAAAGUGCAUUUGCAAAGGGAAGAACCAGUUCCUAACGGACAAGUGUGACAAGUUUCUGUAAUUUAGGUGCAGUGUAUAUAUGAGUGUGUGUGAUACGACAUCAUAAUAACAAGAGUAUGAAAAUAUGAGUGCAUCAACGCCCACAGCACAGCAAACAGCACCCGGUACCGGUGGACCGCCAGUACCUCCGGUGAAGCCGGUGCUUUCCUCACCCGGAGCGUACAUGGCCAACUUCCAGUCCGGUGCGGCCGGAUCUACGGUGACACCGCCAAUCACUGCCGGUAUUCACGGUACGAACAAGACGCACGAGAAGCCGACGAUUGCCGCACGGCCAAUACCACCUCCGAAGUUGCCAAACUACUCAUCAUCGUUUAACAAGAUCGAUCGCGAUCGUAACGAGUUCACCAAGAUCGACAAAGCGGAACGAGAAAAGGUUAGCCUGUUGGCAACCAAGCGCGAAAUGUUCUUCAAGUCUGAGAGCAACAGUCCGUCCGGACCGCCACCAAAUCCACCGGUAGGACUGAAUAGUCUGAACUUGGCUAACAACAACGUGAUCCAUAAUAACAGCGCAAACGCAGCCACCGACAAACACAGCACGGCAGGGCUCACUAACUCGACCACCGGUGGCGUUACUAACAACAGCUCACCGGCCGCCGUCUCGAUUGGGGCAAUGGUCACCAAUAACAAUCAUAACGGUCUAAAUGGAGCCGUGGCCACGAACGGGAGUAGCCUGGCCGGGAACAAUAAUCUCACCGGUGCUGGUGGCGGUGUGAACGGUCUGACCACGAGCAUGAACAGUGUUUCGUUGAAGGAGAAAAGGGAUGCACUGCUAAACCACCACGAUAGCGGUGCGAAUGGACACCAUCAUCAUCAUCAUGCGGAUGCGGGGAACGCCAAGUUGGCAAACGAACGACACGAAAAGGAGAAGCCGGUGGUGAAAUCAAAACCGAAAGAGCUGGACGGAUACGUCGGGUUCGCGAACCUGCCAAAUCAGGUGUACCGUAAGGCGGUGAAAAAAGGAUUCGAGCUGACGCUGAUGGUGGUAGGCGAAUCUGGACUGGGCAAAUCGACACUCAUCAAUUCGAUGUUUCUAUCGGACAUCUACCAUGCUGAGCAGCAUCCCGGCCCUUCAAAGCGCAUAAAAAAGACGGUGGCCGUCGAGAGUACGAAGGUGUUGCUGAAGGAGAAUGGUGUAAACUUAACAUUAACGGUUGUCGAUACGCCUGGAUUUGGUGAUGCCGUAGACAACAGUAACUGCUGGCUCCCGAUUGUAGACUUUGUCGAAUCGAAGUAUGAAGAGUAUUUGACAGCAGAGUCGCGCGUUCAUCGAACCGCAUUGCCCGAUUCGCGUGUACAUGUUUGUCUGUACUUCAUCGCCCCAUCUGGGCAUGGUUUGAAACCACUGGAUAUCGAGUUCAUGCAACGACUGUGCGAUAAGGUUAAUAUCAUACCAGUCAUUGCCAAGGCGGACACACUCACUCCAGAGGAAAUUACUCUGUUCAAGAAACAGAUUCUGAAUGAAAUCGCUCAACACAAGAUAAAAAUUUACGAUUUCCCGGAUCCGAUGGAUGAAGAAGAAGAUGCAAAAGUGCUUAGACAGCUUCGUAGCCGUGUGCCGUUUGCAGUUGUCGGUGCAAAUGCGAUUAUUGAGAUCGAUGGUCGCAAGGUCCGCGGUCGACGCUAUCCGUGGGGAGUUGCUGAAGUUGAGAACUUGGAUCAUUGUGAUUUCAUCGCUCUGCGCAACAUGGUUAUUCGGACAAACCUGCAGGACCUGAAGGAUGUGACAAACAAUGUGCACUACGAAAACUAUCGCUGUCGGAAGCUGGCUGGUUUGGGUACCGAUGGCAAAGCCAAGCUGAGCAAUAACUUAUGCAAUAUUGGAACUGUUAACACAAAUGGUACUGGAUGGAACCCGCUGGCUCAGAUGGAGGAGGAAAAACGAGAACAUGAAUCGAAGAUGAAGAAAAUGGAAGCCGAAAUGGAGCAGGUAUUUGAGAUGAAGGUGAAGGAGAAGAAACAAAAAUUAAAAGACUCCGAAGCCGAACUGACCAGACGUCACGAGGAGAGAAAGAAGGCUCUCGAGCUUCAAAUACGCGAACUGGAGGAUCGCAGAAAGGCCUUUGAGCUAGAGAAAGCGGAAUGGGAACAGCAGAACGGAGUCACACUUGACGAGCUGCGCCGCAAGAGCCUGGAAGCGAAUAGCAAAGAAACUGUGGACGGCAAAGAUAAAGGUAAGAAAAAGAAGGGUCUUUUCUAGAGUUUCGCAAACCGUUAGAGUGUGGUGUAAGGACGGUACAGAAGAAAGUGUGCGCACACUGUUACUGCUACUACUACUGCUACAACCCCACUUGGAGAUAAUCAUGAGGAUGGUGAGAACGUCGAGAUGUGUGCUGGGAUGUCGGAAGCAAUAAUCAACAAUGCAUCAGCAACAUUGAAUGGAAAUCAGCUCAACGCAGAGCAGCCCCCACACUGUGAUCAAAAUGCAAUAGUAUCCCCGAAUUGGCGCACACUUCUCUGCUACCGCCAUUACUAUUUACUACUACAGCUCAAACGGCGUCUAUCAUUAUCCAAAAUCAAUUAUUCCGAGGCGACUACCAGGUGGCGUAGAUGUACGCGCAGUCGAGCAUAGCAUUGGUAAGGUUUUAAGCAGCCAGUAAAACGAACUAUCGUAGCAUCACUAUCCCGACUACACGAUCCUCUACUCUGUCGCAUCCUAGCAAACAAAACACAACAGCAUCUCUCACAUGCCCAACCAUCAAACAACAUAUUUCGUAAGAGUUUACUUUAAGCGAUGCAAAGGACAUUUAGAAAACGGUCUCCAUCCGUGCUUGGAGGAUAGUAUUCUAGUGCGAUCCCACGCACACACAUCGUUGUGUGAUCGUUUCGGAGACAUCUACAAGAGACAACCAGCUCUGAUACGUGUAAUGAGCUAGCAUUAAUGUUGCAAACAGGCCUAGAUAAGUUUAUUGUACCGCGCGAAAAAUCGAUCGUGUUGGCGAGCAGCUGUAUGUGUUGUGUGUAAUGGGGAAAAUUAUACUUUGGUGUAAAGCACAUGGAAAAUUAGGAUAAACGUCGACUUAAGGGAAGCUGAGCGCACAUCAUAUUAUUUUGCAAACUACUAUAUAAACGAGAUUGAAUUGUUUGCUGUCUGCAUGUACGGGGUUUCUUUUGUUUAUCAAAAUUUUCAAAAAUUAUUAAUUGCUUCCUCGGACUAUACUCUGUGCGUUGCAGUGGCGCUCGUUACUAUCAAACAAAGAUUACAAUAAACAUGUUUCAUUCAAGACAGAUAGGAAAGGGUUUGGGACAAAACAAAAAAAAAAACAAAUAAAAUCGGUCGCACCAUACGCGCCACAUUAAAGUAUCGCGACCUCUUUUGUCGCUCUUGUGGCGAGUUGAAACGAGGCCGAUUAUUUAACGACAAGCGCAACAAAGUUUAGCACACCAACAUCCUCUCUUUUUUCCGCAGAGACGCAGAUAUGCCAUAUAUGUAGACAUUUAGAGUAUGUAUAUUUAUUAAAUUAUUUUUAAGAAAACAUGGCUUAUUUUUUAUACGAAGAUAAGAGGGUAUUUGUAAACCUGUUUUUCUUUUAAUAUUUACACACAGAUAAUACACCAUCUAUAAAAAAAAGGGAUAUAGAGAAGUAAGCAACAAAGAGGAAUUCGCGUAAGGGUGGUAUGGAGGGGAGAGAGUUAUAUUAAGGGUAAGAAGGUACAAUCUCAACGAGCGAAAUAAUGGCACGGUAUUACAGAGCAGCUAAUAUAAUAAUUAUGAAAACAAUAUUGGCCAAGGUCGAUAGCAAAUAUGAAAACCAAUCAAUCAAUAGUAAUAGCGAGAGUUAUGGGAAAAAAAUCUUAAAGCAGGAACAUAUAAGUCGAAAGAAAAUAGCGUUACAUGGAAACAAGCUCGUUACACGCGUUGCUCGUACGUUGGAAUACGAAAAAAUAAAAUAGAUACAAAUCGAACCGAUCGCUUAACUUGUAACUUAACGGAAGCAAUUUGACCAUAACAGCAAAAUAGGGCAACCGAACAGAAGUUGACCGUUUCAUAAAAGAUUUCCUGUUUUAUCGAAACUCGAUUUCUUUUGAAUAUUCGCUAAGUACAACACCAUAUUUUAUAUUAGGCAACAAACACACACGAUAUACCAUCAUAGAGGUUAACAGCAACGAUUUUUAACUAACGAAAUGCGCACGUCCCAUGUUUUGCUUGGCUCAUGACACACACACAUACACACUUGAACAUUUUUGGAUCAUUUAUGAUAGAAAGCAAUUUACGCAACACCACACAACAAUUUUACCUUUCGAUUAGAUAGAAAAUGUAAGUAGUGCUGAUACGAAAAUUGGAAUCUACCGUUACUCGUGCAGAGGGCUGUUCAGAAAGUGGCGUAGCUUAACUAGCCGAAUUGGUUUGGUAUAAGACAACAACGACAACGAAGCGUAGACAGAACGUGAAACAAUGCGAAGAGUCCUCGCGAAUACGUGCUUUCGUGGUUGGUUAUUAAUCGUUAACGUAUUGGCAGACUUCCCUUGGGAAAUUCGUAUAAUACGGUCCAAGGAGCAGACAUAGGACAUGCUUUGCCUCUUCAAGAUAAAGGAUCCGCGAUCCAAGCUCGAACAAAUCUUCCAGCCACUGGCCCCCACCAAAACUUUUUUACUGUCAAAUGAUACUUUCUUUUCGCAGGAAAGUAUAGUUUCUCAUUUCGACCGUGGGUUUUGGGUAGGUGAGUGGUACGGUUUGGCUAGAAGCAACGAACAUCUUGGAAAAGGAUAUAAUAUUACAAUUACACACACUCUCGACACACCCACUCACACAUGUUGCAUUCAUAUGCGCGUCAAUUACAUCUGAAAAAUUACAUGAAGGAUGUUGGACACGCAGAAGUUGCAUUCGUUGGAAAAUUUUACAAAUCGAAGGAGCGUACAAAAAAAAAGAAAAAAUGCUAACAGCAUCAUGCUAUUCUAUUCUAAUUCUAUAGAAAAGAUAGGUAAUUCAGCAAACUCUUAAAUCAUGCUCUAAAAUCAUCAAAUAAAGCAGCGUACAAACAAACUAAUGUCUAGCGAUGUAAUCGAUCGUCGGCACUGUAAAAAUGAAAAGGUGCAAGGCUUUCCUGUGUUCUGCUGGUUUUAGACGACCAGUGAGACGAUCGGUGAGACUGAGGCAGUGGUAUGGAAUGUAGUGCACAUCGUGCGUGAAUUCACAAAUCAUCAUAAUGAUUAGAUGAAACAGUUCCAAGUAACAGAAUCUUUAGAAUGGGAAGUAAUUACAAACUUUUCGGAUAGCCAUUUUCCACAAUCUUUUUACUUAUGAAUAAUCACAUAAAAAGACAUGUGUAUGUGCCCACUGGCUCACUCUCUCUCUCUCUCCUUAUCCCCCUUUACUUCUUAAUGCACGUUCUCUGUUCGUAAAAAUGCUUAUUCAUUUAGUCAAGAGCGGUCCGAAUAAAGAAUUAUAAACUUACCAAAUAAGGAACAAAUUUAGUUGUAAUUACGAUCAGUCGUGUCUCUAUAUCCUUGACAAAAAAACGUUCUAACCGAAAAUCUAUAGAACAGCGCAGAACGGAAUUCGAAGUGUUCUAUUUAUAUUCUUUGUGUGUUGUAAUCACUUAUUUUCUCCGUGGAUGGUGAAGGAGAAUGAUAAGAGAAGGAGUUUAGUAACAAAAUACAAUUACACAGAACGGGAAUAUAUUAU